Messenger RNA from Ochotona princeps (American pika), 1948 nucleotides. RefSeq names its product arginyltransferase 1 (gene ATE1). Gene Ontology annotation, cellular component: cytoplasm. Bases 269 to 1933 code for a protein of 554 amino acids. Gene Ontology annotation, biological process: protein arginylation. The transcript has 13 exons. Gene Ontology annotation, molecular function: arginyl-tRNA--protein transferase activity. The record is from RefSeq and is a predicted model, not a curated record. NCBI's taxonomy places the organism in Eukaryota, Metazoa, Chordata, Mammalia, Lagomorpha, Ochotonidae.
CCGUGUCCCUUCCCGUUCCUUUUCUCCGCCUUACCCUUACUGACGAUGGCGGCCCCCCACAACGAAGGAACGGAAAUAGCGGGAGGCUGCCCUUGGUCAAGAUGGCGCCGGCGGCGUCAGUUGCGAAAGGCUCUGGGCCGAGCGGGGCCCGCCGGCGUCCUAGCGGCUUCGCGCGAGCCCCGGAGGCUUCCGGACGGCGCGCUGCCUUGUGGGGUGGCGGCGGCGGCGCUGCUGAGCCCGGCUGCGGGGCGUCCUCCGCACCGGGGCCAUGGCUUCCUGUGCGGCGGUGUCUCCCAGCAUCGUGGAGUAUUUCGAGGGCGAGGACUUCUACCGCUGCGGUUAUUGCAAGAACGAGUCGGGUAGUCGCUCCAAUGGCAUGUGGGCACACUCCCUGACUGCGCAGGACUACCAGGACCUCAUAGACCGAGGAUGGCGCAGAAGUGGGAAAUACGUGUACAAACCUGUCAUGAAUCAAACCUGUUGUCCUCAGUACACAAUAAGGUGCCGGCCUUUGCAGUUUCAGCCAUCAAAAUCUCACAAGAAGGUUUUGAAAAAAAUGUUGAAAUUCCUGGCAAAAGGGGAGAUUUCCAGAGGAAACUGCGAGGACGAGCCCAUGGAUUCUACAAUGGAGGAUGCUGUUGCUGGUGACUUUGCAUUAAUCAACAAAUUGGAUAUAAAGUGUGACAGAACAAUUACUGAUGACUUCAGACAGAGCCUAGACAGUGAAGAGAAGGGAAAAAAUGCCAAGAAAGAAGACUCCAAUGAAUUAAUUCAGCCACAGGACAUCGAGGAGAAGUUGGGCUCAGGUGAACCGUCCCAUCUGGGGAGAGUUCACACGGCUCCUAAGCCAGGCAGAGGGGCUGAUUUGAGUAAGCCUCCAUGUCGAAAAGCAAAGGAAAUCCGGAAAGAAAGGAAAAGGUUAAAACUGCUGCAGAGAGGCUCGUGUGCAGAGGGCUUCCAGGCCCAAGGUCAGCCGCCCAAGGCCAAGUCCAACCAGCCCAAGUCCCUUGAAGAACUGAUCUUUGAAUCUUUGCCGGAGAAUGCAUCACACAAGUUAGAGGUGAGGGUGGUGAGAUCAUCUCCCCCAAGUUCUCAGUUCAAAGCCACAUUUCAGGAGUCUUACCAACUCUAUAAACGUUACCAGAUGGUUGUGCACAAGGACCCACCUGACAAACCAACUGUGAGCCAGGUGAGGUUAGUACCUGUCUCCUUUGAGGACCCAGAAUUCAAGUCGUCCUUCAGCCAGUCCUUUUCUUUAUAUGCCAAGUAUCAAAUGAGCAUACACCAGGAUCCGCCCGAGGAGUGUGGGAAGACAGAGUUCACAAGGUUCCUUUGCAGUUCGCCAUUGGAGGCAGAGAUCGCCGCUGGUGGACCCGAGUGCGGGUAUGGCUCCUUCCACCAGCAGUACUGGCUGGACGGCAAGAUCAUUGCCGUGGGCGUGAUCGACAUCCUUCCCUCCUGUGUCUCGUCCGUGUACUUGUACUAUGACCCCGACUACUCCUUCCUGUCCCUGGGUGUCUACUCGGCGCUAAGAGAGAUGGCUCUCACCAGGAAACUGCAUGAGAAGACGGCCCAGCUCAGCUAUUACUACAUGGGCUUCUACAUCCAUUCCUGCCCCAAGAUGAAGUAUAAGGGUCAGUAUAGACCUUCUGACUUGCUGUGUCCGGAGACGUACGUCUGGGUGCCCAUAGAGCAGUGCCUGCCUUCCCUGGACCAUGCCAAGUACUGCCGAUUCAACCAGGAUCCUGAAGCAGUGGAUGAAGGUCGCAGCAAGGACGCUGACCGCCUGCAGGUGUUUUACAAGAAGACCGUCAUGCCGUACGGGGUUUACAGGAAGCACCAGAAAGACCCGAGUGAGGAGGCGGCCGUGCUGCAGUACGCGAGCCUGGUGGGGCAGGCAUGCUCCGAGCGGAUGCUGUUGUUCAGAAACUGAGGCCGCGGCCUCAGC